Messenger RNA from Eurytemora carolleeae, 935 nucleotides. RefSeq names its product xyloside xylosyltransferase 1. The record is from RefSeq and is a predicted model, not a curated record. NCBI's taxonomy places the organism in Eukaryota, Metazoa, Arthropoda, Copepoda, Calanoida, Temoridae. The transcript has 6 exons. Gene Ontology annotation, molecular function: UDP-xylosyltransferase activity. The coding region runs from base 420 to 854 and encodes 144 amino acids.
UCCUCAUAUAUUUUAAAUAGUUACAAAAUCCUUUCCUUUUUCGUAAUUAACUUCUUUUAAAUAGUUCUUUGUUCUAAAGGCCUCCAGUUGAAAAAUUGUGUAUCCUGUUUUCUGUGUAAAGUAUUAAAUAUAAAAUAUAAUGUGUUGGUAAGCUUGCUUUCUUUGUGAUCAUAAAAGAUUCAAUGAUAAUUAUUUUCAACGAAACUUCCACCCAUAAACGACCCUUUUGCCCUCUCCAUGUCUAACCUUUGUUUCUAAGUAACGUUUGAAUGUAAAAUUUGAAAUGUAAAAUUUAGGAUCUGUUUGUUAUAGCACCAUUCUACUCUAGAGCAUUCCCUGAGGAAAUCAAGGUGUUGCUGGCGGUAGAUGUAGAUCUAGAGUUCAGAACAGAUUUAUUCUUUGUGCUCAAAAAGUUUGAGAUGAUGGAAGACAGUGAGUUGAUAGCAGUUGGUCCUGAUCUCUCCCCUCACUACUACUUAAAGCUUGCUGCCUACAGGGAGAAGUUUCCAGAAACAGCUGUGGGUCAGCCUGGGAAAACACAGGGAUUUAAUACUGGAGUUGUUAUCUAUGAUCUGGAAAGAUUGAGAGAAAUUAAUCAUCUUCGAGAGUACAUUUCCCCAGAGUACAUCAAGUACCUCGUCAACAAGUACAUGUUCUUUGGAACUGUUGGAGAUCAGGAUUUCUUCACUAUGUUGGGAUGGGAGCAUCCUGAACUAUUCUAUUCUCUACCCUGCUCUCUCAACUACCAAACCUAUUUAGAAAAGAUAACCACGGAGGAAUUCAGACGGAACUACACAAGCUUUAUAAAUUGUCCAGAGUAUCCUUUAAUUAUACAUUCUAACGGAUCUAUCUAAUAUAGUGAACCCCUUAAUAACGAAUACAUCGAAAGAAUUUAUCAAAUGUCGUCUUGACAAUUUUUCAAUGAGUUUUAUAAU